AUGGAAGGAAGAAACAGAUCAUUGCUUAUCAUAAAUAAGUCCAGCGGGGCUCAUCUCAAACUCUGCUUCAUGCCGCACACAUCAAAGGAAAUCAAGCCAAAUGGUAAGCUGUUUUACACCAGCGAAUGGGGGUGCAAGCUCGAGUUAGCCGCAGUGUUAAAAGAUCCAAAGCAACCGAAAAAGGUUCUUUUAAAACCACAUCAGUGGGUUCGGAAAAAAUAUGUAAGGAUCACGGAAUCUCUCGACGUAAUCGAGGAUGACCUUUCUAAUUAUGCAGAAGAAGAGAAAGAGGGUCUCCGAAAAAUAAACAGGGAUAAAGAGCUAGGAUUGACGUCUGAUGGGCGGCGCAAUUUUUACCACAUUUUGAGGCUAGAUAUGGACGAAGUUCGUAAAAUGUCACAGAAUAAUCAGGAUAAAGAAAUUGCGAGGGCGUUCCUCAGCGAGUUGCAGAUUUGGCAUCCUGAUCAUAAUGAAGAUGGUGAUGUUGCCAUGGUCCGUGAGUUGAUAAUGGCGUACAGCAUUUUAAAAGAUCGAGAAAAACGUGCACGGUACAACAACUUGGCGGACUACGACAAAGGGUGGCUGUCGGGCAAACGAUUCAAAGCUGUGUUUUGGUCUGAGUGCGAGACCGUUGCUCAAAGGCUGGCAUGGAUGAAGAGAAUGGGUCUCCUUGCUUUAUCGGCUGGUCUUACAAUCGGAGUAGUCGUAACAAUUGUUUUAACCGCGGGUCUAUCAUCUCCUUGGUCACAAUGUGCUGUCAAAGGUGGUUUCGAUUCUUUACGCGAGUCUAUUAGCAAGGAGGCAGUCCUGGAUGGACGUGAUGUUCAAAAGCAUCUCAUUUCAACAGGUGCUGGAUAUCUCCUUGCCUUUCUUCCGGGUGGAGCGGCCAUAGGAGCAUCCCUUGUGCAGUCUGCAGCACUUUCAGCAAGCGAGUUCUUAGGAAUAAGAAUUGCCAUUGCCACUGGAUGUGCAACUGUGAAAUCUCUGCGCAUAGAUGCGAAGAGUUUCAUGGACGUUGGCAAGAUCACUGCUAAACAGGCAUUCUGUCAUGCUGCUUGUCAUUGCACGGCAGCCGUUGCUGCAAUACUUACAGAACACGCUAUUCCUAAGGAUAUGCGCCUUGAUAUUGCUGCUGAAACAAAUUCAAAUCUUGAGAUUGCAGCGGAAGAGAUGGCGAGCAGGGUCUAACCGAUCAAGCAAAGUCAAGCCUUUUGAAGCGAAUUCCAGUCCCUUUAACCAAAAACGUCACGAAAGUCAUUACUGAAAAAGCUGGGCAGUUACUCACGGCUGAGAAGCACUCAGAUGAUACUGAAGCGGACCUUCCAGAGGCGGAGAUUUUCUCCCUACCUGAUGACGUGGUUCUGGAGACAGCGUUUGAGCUUAAAGCGCUUGCAGAGAAGUCCUUACAGCAUGACAAUUUGGAAGAUCUAAGCUUUGAAGAAGGCAACGUAGAUGGUUCAGAAUGCACCCAGGACGACGCUGAGGUGCAUUUGACUGACGAACAGUCAAACAAUGGUGCUAUUGUCAUGUACUUAUGUAAUGGUUGGUGGUAUUCGGGAUUAUCCAAGAUGAUUAUGAGUUACCUGCUAACCAACGAAGAGCUUACAAAGAAAGUGAGAGGGAAUGGAAAGCAAGUAAAAAUCCCAUACAAUGCGAGGGAAAUGAAAGUGCGUUUCAAAAUAUGGCGACCCACCUCCGGCUGGGGUGACGUUUUUAAAUAUGAUCGUUUGAAAAGAUGCUGGUGUGAGCCGGACGAGCCACAUGUAUUCCACUACCCAACACCAGUGACUCGCACGUUUACCAUCGAAGGUACUCUGUAGUAGGAAGCGGUGAUGAAAGUAACAGACGAACAUCACAACGAAAAAGACAUGUAA
Porites evermanni is the source of this 1874-nucleotide messenger RNA. The record is from the annotation of a GenBank genome assembly. NCBI's taxonomy places the organism in Eukaryota, Metazoa, Cnidaria, Anthozoa, Scleractinia, Poritidae.